This is a messenger RNA of Penicillium argentinense, 531 nucleotides long. RefSeq lists its product as uncharacterized. The coding region runs from base 1 to 531 and encodes 176 amino acids. The record is from RefSeq and is a predicted model, not a curated record. Lineage: Eukaryota; Fungi; Ascomycota; Eurotiomycetes; Eurotiales; Aspergillaceae. The transcript is spliced from 2 exons.
AUGUAUUCACAACACAUUUCAAUCCUUACCCGCAUGUUCCCAGACUCCAGUCGCUGCCCGCCGACAACUAUAGUGUCAAUGAACGCUCGAUUCGAUCUGCACUAUCAUGCCAAAAUUGGGGCAACGCUUCGCCCGCUUAAAGAAGAGAACUAUUUUAUUAUUGGAAUUGGUGUGUACCGGAACGUAUGGCAGCCGAUGGUACUUUACCGCGAUACUCUGGGCCAGGAGUCACCCCAGAAAUUUGGCCCUGGACUUCAGACAGGCGUCAGAAGACAUGAUUCGUGUCCAAAUCUGCGUCUCUCAAUGAUAAGGUUGAUGAAACAUCCUCAAUAUCGUGAUGCUCAUGCGACCGAUGACCACUUUAUGGUUCCUGUGUUGUGUGCAGACGUGGCUGGCGAUUGGGAAGAUUGCGCAACGAGUAAUGAUUUAGGUGCUGAAACAUGGGAGCGAACGAAUAUGUGCAAUUCCCAAUGCACUCUGGGGGAUAUGCCGCUGGUAAUAAAUGAAUUACCCCCUAGAACGGGAUUUUGA